Molecule: messenger RNA, 4199 nt
Organism: Drosophila nasuta
Lineage: Eukaryota; Metazoa; Arthropoda; Insecta; Diptera; Drosophilidae
Product: mucin-2
Exons: 3
Coding region: 32-3478 (1148 amino acids)
Molecular function (GO): protein binding
Source: RefSeq, a predicted model, not a curated record
UCAUAGUCAACCUGUGAAACGUCCCCCCGUAAUGUUGUUAUUCCAUUUGUUGUGCUUUCUUUGCGUCCUUUCAGUCGGCUGGAGCUAUGGUGGUUAUGGAGCACCUGAUUACUAUUCAUCAUCGUGUGAUCAUAUCGUCUGUCCGACGACCAAAAGUGAAGUUUGCGCCAAGUCACGCAUGACAAAUCAGGAGGCGACCUUUGACAAUGAAUGCGCAGUACGACACUACAGCUGUCUCUAUGUGGAAUCUUGGCAAAUCAUUAAUCUGGGAUCCUGCGAGUGUCCCACGCAGUGCUUCAGCAGAUGUAAACCGAUUUGCGCCGCAUUGGGCGAAGAACUGCGAACGUUUAACAGCAGUUGCGAGCUACGACAAUACAGAUGCUUUUCCGAUGAACCUUGGAUUCAAGUAACGAAUGAACACUGUGGCCUGCCAAAUCCUUUCUAUGGUUCACCGUCCUACGGAUAUCAGCCUUACGCUGCGCCUCCAGUUUAUGGUCAACAGCCGCCUGCAUUUGGUCCUCCUUUGCCAUUGACCUACCACAAUCCUGGCUACUAUAAUCCCCAACCGAUUACGAAUGCGCAAUCUCAACAACUACCGUAUCACGUGUACAUCUCAAGAGACUCGCUGCCCACCGAAUCAAUGGAUGCAUUUGGCUACACAACAGUUGCAUCGACUUCAACUCCAUCUUCGACAACAGUGUCAUCCACAACACCAACGACAACUACCUCGACUACGCCUUCGACUACUGCAUCGACACCAGAUUCAACUACACCUUCAACAACAGCAACCACGACCUCAGAUACAGCUUCGACUACAGAUACAGGCUCCGGAGACUCCGGUUUAGGCGAAUCCAAGCUGAAAGUUGAAAGUUUCAGGCUAAAUGUAGCAAAUGAUGCUGCAACAGAUCCAACAACAGUGUUGACAACGGAGUCCACAACACCUUCGACUACAGUUUCCACAACGGAUUCUACAACAGAUUCAACAACAGUCUCUACAACAGAGUCCACAACACCUUCGACUACACCUUCCACAACAGAUUCAACAACUGUAUCCACAACAGAGUCCACAACACCCUCGACUACAGUUUCCACAACGGAUUCAACAACUGUAUCCACAACAGAGUCCACAAGACCCUCGACUACAGCAUCCACUGCAGAAUCGACUACAGUUUCCACAACGGAUUCAACAACAGUCUCUACAACGGAGUCCACAACACCUUCGACUACAGUUUCCACAACGGAUUCAACAACUGUAUCCACAACAGAGUCCACAACACCCUCGACUACAGCAUCCACUGCAGAAUCGACUACAGUUUCCACAACGGAUUCAACAACAGUCUCUACAACGGAGUCCACAACACCUUCGACUACAGUUUCCACCAAGGAUUCAACAACUGUAUCCACAACAGAGUCCACAACACCCUCGACUACAGCAUCCACUGCAGAAUCGACUACAGUUUCCACAACGGAUUCAACAACAGUCUCUACAACGGAGUCCACAACACCUUCGACUACAGUUUCCACAACGGAUUCAACAACUGUAUCCACAACAGAGUCCACAACACCCUCGACUACAGCAUCCACUGCAGAAUCGACUACAGUUUCCACAACGGGUUCAACAACAGUCUCUACAACGGAGUCCACAACACCUUCGACUACAGUUUCCACAACGGAUUCAACAACUGUAUCCACAACAGAGUCCACAACACCCUCGACUACAGCAUCCACUGCAGAAUCGACUACAGUUUCCACAACGGAUUCAACAGCAGUCUCUACAACGGAGUCCACAACACCUUCGACUACAAUUUCCACAACGGAUUCAACAACUGUAUCCACAACAGAGUCCACAACACCCUCGACUACAGCAUCCACUGCAGAAUCGACUACAGUUUCCACAACGGAUUCAACAACAGUCUCUACAACGAAGUCCACAACACCUUUGACUACAGUUUCCACAACGGAUUCAACAACUGUAUCCACAACAGAGUCCACAACACCCUCGACUACAGCAUCCUCUGCAGAAUCGACUACAGCUUCCACAACAGAUUUAACAACUUUAUCCACAACAGAUUCUACAACAGUGUCCACCACACCUUCCACCACAGCAUCCACUGCAGAAUCGACUACAGUUUCCACAACAGAUUCAACAACAGUAUCCACAACGGCGUCCACAACACCUUCGACUACAGUUUCCACAACGGAUUCUAAAACAGUGUCCACCACACCUUCGACCACAACAUCGACUACAGCUUCCACAACAAAUUCAACAACUGUAUCCACAACAGAUUCUACAACAGUGUCCACCACACCUUCCACCACAGCAUCCACUACAGAAUCGACUACAGCCUCUACAACAGAGUCCACAACACCUUCGACUACAGCAUCGACUUCAACAACAGUAUCCACAACAGUGUCCACCACACCUUCCACCACAGCAUCCACUGCAGAAUCGACUACAGUUUCCACAACAGAUUCAACAACAGUAUUUACAACAGAGUCCACAACACCCUCGACUACAGCAUCCACUGCAGAAUCGACUACAGCUUCCACAACAAAUUCAACAACUGUAUCCACAACAGAUUCUACAACAGUGUCCACCACACCUUCCACCACAGCAUCCACUACAGAAUCGACUACAGCCUCUACAACAGAGUCCACAACACCUUCGACUCCAGCAUCGACUUCAACAACAGUAUCCACAACAGUGUCCACCACACCUUCCACCACAGCAUCCACUGCAGAAUCGACUACAGUUUCCACAACAGAUUCAACAACAGUAUUUACAACAGAGUCCACAACACCCUCGACUACAGCAUCCUCUGCAGAAUCGACUACAGCUUCCACAACAGAUUUAACAACUUUAUCCACAACAGAUUCUACAACAGUGUCCACCACAUCUUCCGCCACAGCAUCCACUGCAGAAUCGACUACAGUUUCCACAACAGAUUCAACAACAGUAUCCACAACGGCGUCCACAACACCUUCGACUACAGUUUCCACAACGGAAUCAACAACUGUAUCCACAACAGAUUCUACAACAGUGUCCACCACACCUUCCACCACAGCAUCCACUACAGAAUCGACUACAGUUUCGACAACGGCUUCAACAACAUUAUCCACAACUGACUUGACUACGGAGUCAACGACAGACACAAUUACAACUUCAACCACACCUUCAAGUUCCAAUGUACAAUUGAAACGAUUAAGCAAGAAUAUAGCGAUCAGUAUUACAAAUACGACAACCACACCUGCAACAACAACAGACUCAACUACGCCAGCAACUACAACAUCAACGAUAAUGGCAACAAGAUUCUAUUCUACGUCUUCAACACCAACUCCCGAAUUUCAGGUAAUGAGAAUGAGCGAAUCGCAAGAUGCGGCAGCAUUAAUACCAUCGACAGCUUCAAGGGAAUUGACAAUAAGAGGACAUAAAAUCCAUUUGCCAGAACAAGAUGUUGCAAUAAUUCUAAUUCCGUAGGGAAACCCACAAUAAUAAUUAUAAGAAACGAUUCAAUAUAAAAGACUAACAACCAAACUCUUUAAAAUUGUAAAAGCGAAAGCAAUAUUGUUACUCUCAUCACAUAAUAAUAAUCGAAUAUUUCAAUUAAUGAAGUUUGUCUGCCAUCUUCUCAUCAGAAAUUUCCCAUCGUUCAAUCACCUAAUGGGUUAUCGUGGUCAUUAUUUCAUAAUAAUCAGGUUUAGAACACACAAAAGCUCGUUUUUUGAUUGAGAGAGUGGUUUUUGGGUUCCAUUUUAGGCGGUGUAUUGUAUGCCUCCAUCUCUUCAAACGUUGUUUAUAAAUUCGGUAUUGUAUUGCCAAUUGUCUCGAUUUUCUUAUUAGAAUCCUUCGCUGUCGCACUUCAAAUUUUCUUUUUUUUCGCACGCUUAAAUACUUAAGUAGUUUGCUAUACUUUCCAAUUUCAUCAGACAAAAGUAAUUGCAGUAAUUGAUUGCGAAUAUACGAGAGUAAAGAAUUAGGAGUCAUCAUCCUAUUUAAAUUCUUAAUUGCACUUUGAUUCCUGAUUUCAAGGAACCGAUAUUUCCAGCCAUUAGAUAAGAAUUGCGUCCAGCCUUGUCGCAAGGGUCCAAAGAUGUGAUUGGUUCUUUGAAGAUUCGUUAGCUUUUUGUUAUCGACAGUUAUUAUUUGUAUAAUCGCUUCAUAGGUAUUAUUAAUGUUUCCCUCUGUUGCACUGUUUAGC